Saccharomyces kudriavzevii IFO 1802 is the source of this 1536-nucleotide messenger RNA. It is a transcript of the gene MVP1, whose product is annotated as Mvp1p. Gene Ontology annotation, molecular function: phosphatidylinositol-3-phosphate binding. Gene Ontology annotation, cellular component: endosome. Lineage: Eukaryota; Fungi; Ascomycota; Saccharomycetes; Saccharomycetales; Saccharomycetaceae. The record is from RefSeq and is a predicted model, not a curated record. The transcript has a single exon. Gene Ontology annotation, biological process: protein targeting to vacuole; retrograde transport, endosome to Golgi. The coding region runs from base 1 to 1536 and encodes 511 amino acids.
AUGGACAAUUAUCAAGACACCGAUCCUUGGAAUGCCAGCUCCAAUGCGUGGAAAAAGAGUGAUGAUCCGGGUGUUCAUACGGAGGACACUGAACCUUCCUUUAGCAGAGUUUCCAGCGAAUUCAAUACAUUAAAUUUGUCAACACCCUUGGACACAAAUGAGGAAGAUACCGGCUUUCUGCCGGCCGAUGAUGUCCUUGAAGAAAGUAUCUGGGACGAUAAUAGGAAUACUGUUAAUGGAGACGGUAUAAACCGGGCUUCCAAUCUAGUGACUGGUGAAACGGCCUCAGGCCAGAACGAUCCUGAGAAUUCGAACACCGAAGAAACUGAAGCCGAUGUAUCUGAUUGGGCCAAUAAAAUCAGAAGAACAUACAGGCCUUUAGAUGCCAAUGUUAUUGUCAUUGAAGAGAUACCUGAAAGAGAGGGUUUAUUAUUUAAGCACGCUAAUUACUUAGUAAAACACCUAAUUGUUCUACCAAGUAACUCUCCUUCUGAGGAGCGAACUGUCGUAAGAAGAUACUCUGACUUUUUGUGGUUAAGAGAAGUUUUGCUGAAAAGAUAUCCUUUUAGAAUGAUUCCUGAGUUACCUCCUAAACGAAUUGGAUCGCAAAAUGCAGAUCAGAUUUUCUUGAAGAAAAGAAGAAUAGGUUUAUCUAGGUUUAUCAACUUGGUAAUGAAGCAUCCUAAGUUAAGUAAGGACGAUUUGGUGUUGACAUUUUUAACCGUCCGCACUGACUUAACGAGUUGGAGAAAGCAAGCAACAUACGAUACUUCAAAUGAAUUUGCUGAUAAGAAGAUAUCGUCAGAAUUCAUGAAAAUGUGGAAAAAAGAAUUUGCGGAACAAUGGAACCAAGCCGCGUCUUGCAUUGACACCUCACUGGAACUAUGGUAUAGAAUUACACUGCUUUUGGAAAGGCAUGAAAAAAGAAUUAUGCAACUAGUUCAAGAAAGAAAUUUUCUUGAAACACUAGUAGAUAACUUUGGUGAAGUGACCCCAAAGCUUUAUCCAGUGCAGCAAAACAGUACCAUAUUAGAUAUUAAUAAUAACUUCAGCAUAAUUAAAAAACACCUAGAAACUACGAGUAGCAUCUGCAAGCAAGAAAUGGAAGAGACAUCAGGGACACUGUCCCCUAAAUUCAGAAUCUUCACGGACAUUUUGCUUUCUUUGAGAAGCCUAUUUGAAAGAUACAAAAUCAUGGCUGCAAAUAACGUGGUUCAAUUACAAAGACACGUUGAGUUGAACAAAGAGAAGUUGGAAUCAAUGAAAGGGAAACCAGAUGUGAGCGGAGCCGAAUAUGAUAGAGUAAGAAAAAUCAUUCAGAAAGAUAGAAGAAGCAUAAUAGAACAAUCCAAUAGGGCUUGGCUAAUUAGACAGUGUAUCUUAGAGGAAUUCACGAUCUUCCAAGAGACCCAGUUUUUGAUAACGCGUGCCUUUCAGGACUGGGCAAAAUUAAACACUAAUUAUACUGGUCUUAAACUGAAUGAGUGGGAAAAGCUGGUCACAAACAUCAUGGAUAUGCCUAUUUCUCGUGAGUGA